AUGCCCUCCCUCGACGCUCGAAAGCUCGGUCGCAAAGCAACGAACCAUCUCCUCCUCGGCCUCUCCCUCCCGACAAUCAUCGACCUGUACUCCUCCACAUCGAUCGAAUUCCUCCGAAGCCUAAACUCCCUCCUCUCCGAAUUCGACUCCUUCCAACAACUCCACGGCGAAUCAUCAACCGCUGCAUCGCUCACCCGCGCGCGUCUGCCAAGCAUGUUCCGUCGUCCAGGCGGUAAAUCUCGUCGCUCGACAUCAGCAGCUGACAUGCACCCCAUGGUCGACGAAAUGGCUUCUCUCCCUGCAGCUGGUGGUCCUGCACCAUCGGUGAUGAACUUUGCAGCUGCUGAGACAGAUCUCCUACCCGGAGAAGAGUAUACUUUUCUGCUCACGCCUUCGCUUCCGUUUGAUCCCGAUUACUUUGAGACGUUUGCGACGCUGUGCGAUGUGUUGAUCGAUUGCUACACGAGGUUUCUGGCGUUGGUACCUUCACCUAGAGAGUGUUCUGCACCUGUCGCCGAACUCUUCACGAAAGCGGAUUCGCGCGUGCGCAAGAUAAUUGUGCAAGGCAUAGUGCGGGACUUUGAGGAGCAGAGUCGGAGUCAUGUUAAGAUGGAGGUGGCUAGUAUCGGAAAGGUUGUCCUAGGAGGAUUAAUGUGA
Messenger RNA from Fusarium musae, 657 nucleotides. RefSeq lists its product as uncharacterized. The transcript has a single exon. Lineage: Eukaryota; Fungi; Ascomycota; Sordariomycetes; Hypocreales; Nectriaceae. The record is from RefSeq and is a predicted model, not a curated record. Bases 1 to 657 code for a protein of 218 amino acids.